UGUUGUGAGUUUGGCUGGGCCUGGAAGGAAACUCGUCAUAGUACAGAAUAAUAGAAUUGUUCAGGUUAUGAAUGAUCCUACUUCCUUGCAAAUUGCCUUCCUUUCUGGGUUGAGAUGGGAGCUAUCCCUUUGACUGUCUCAUAUUUGCUCAUGCUCUAGCGAAGUGUAGCUGAAGGGGUGCCUCCUGUCGUCUCCCCAUCUUCAGCUAUUGAAAGUUGAUGCCGUUUUCAUGAGGAGGAGCAAUAUGGGGAUGUUCCUACAAGCAAUAGGAUGGUACUGUUAAUCAGCUCUGUGUCCUGUCCCUUCUAAAUUUUGAUCUGAGGGAAAUGAAUGAUGGGCCUGAAGCAAAUAAGCUGGUGUCUGGGGGACAGAAUUCAGGGCCAGGAAAGGAGAAGGCUGAGAAAUCUUUAGGAAGUGGCCAAAGUCCAGUGUGUGGGAAGGAAUGUGGUGUGGGCCUAAAAAGGUCAGAAAAGGCGUAACUGAAACUUGUAACUUUUUGUUAUAUGCAAAUCUCAUGUGUAGACUCUGAUGACUUUCAAUACCGUUGGGAUUGGCACUGUUUAGAAAUGGCUGUGUGUAAAAAUUGCCAUUCUGGUUUUAACAAACUUUGAAGUGGGUGCUUGGUCUGUGGGAUUUAGUUACUGCAGCUGGGUGAUGAGAUAAGCGGGAGCAACUGGACACUUCAGGGAAAUUGUAAAGGACUGGUGCCGUUUGCAAGUGUAGCAGCUGGUGCAGAGAAACUGAGAGUGGUCUGCUGCCAGGUAAGCACCUUAUCAUCACGCCUGACCUGAGCCUUUGUGCUGUUUGCAGAAUAGAAGGCUUUAUCUACGUUAGCACGCUGCAGAAGGAGUUGGACUGCCACUGACCUGAACAUUGAUCUAAUGUUGCUUAUGAAUCCUGCUAAAGUGACUGUGGACUCAAACUGGGUUUCUUUGUGGUACUGCUCUGCGAUACAGGGCUGUCAGGCUGUUCAGCACCCAUGAGCUUGCAGCUUGUAAACUGUUUUGCCCCUGAGUGCUCAAGUAUUUUUUUUUUUUUCCUGUGUGUUUUAUAGCACUCUGGGACAUGAGUUAUCCAUGUGUCCCAGUAUAGCCCCAGGGAGAAAGGAUUAAGAUUGCUCUGCCUUUGACUUCAGAUUUUUGAAAUGGGGAAUAAAAGUACAGCUGAAGUUACGUAACAGGGAGAAACUUACACAGUGAUGGUGAUGUUCCUGAAUAUAAAAGAAAAACACCAUCUGCUUUAGUCACCUUUCAAGGGAUAUGUUUACAGGCACCUCGGGGACUUAGCAAUAAACAGUAGGGAGCAAUUAUUUUUGUUAGAUUUUAUUAUGUUUUGCUCCUCCAUGAUGGUAGAAGCAGCUGUGUAGGUUGUGGUGUUCAAAUGGCUUGGAAUAAAGUUAUUUUCAGUAAAACCCGAGUUGCUCUAAAAUGGAAAAAAAAUAUGUUGGGUAGUUUUACAUAUUAUGUUCUGAAAUAAUUUGAAGCGCGUUGUUCUUAUAAGUGUUCACUCUUCCCACCCUGCUAGCAGGCAUCUGUCCUGAACAGGCUGAUCUUACAGCUCAGCUUGAUGUGCCAAACAAUGAAGAAAAUGUUACAAAUGACUUGAAAUAGAUGUUGUCACAUAUUUGGGAGGGUUUUGCAAUAAGCAUGUCAAGCCCAGUUUUGCAAGCUGUUUGUGCUUAUGGUUUUCACUGUGAUUUAAAAUACCCAUUCAGUGGUGCAGUUUCCUCUCUGUGAAGCUGAGAAAGGAUUCUCUGGGGAGCCAUCAGUGUUGAAUGACCCACCUGGGGCCAGUGUGAUUACUGGCAGGGAGGAAGACUUAAGCGAGAUGCAGCUGGAGCCAGAUCUUCAAAGGUAUUGUAGAUGAUAGAUGCCACGGAAAACAGCCAUAUAAUUAAUGCAGCUAUAUGUCAAAACUCAUAAAUCACAUAUGAAAAGCCACCUCUCAUUUUUUCUCAAAUAAGAACAGGUUUGCAUCCUUCGAGAAGGCUGCUUUCUGCUGCUGCAGCCUGCAGAAGUGGCUUAGUCUGAAAUGCUAUGCUUGAUGGGAUUGUUGAUAUUACAAUGUGUUUUGUGAAAAAUAUUUUGGGGAAAGUUUUAAGACUUUGGAGCUGAAAUGCUUCUGCUGUGGUAUUUAGGUUAUCUAGCACAACAGGGUUUAACCUGUAGCGAUGGACAGUAUCAAGAAGUGUAUGAUGAGCUAUUCUACACAGCAUGGGGACCUCACCUGGAGGAUUAUUUGUGUUGCUGGUGUUUGAGAUGUGAACAGCAGCUGAGUAAGGUGUACAGCAGAGGAGCAGUACUCGAUCCGUACCCUCUGGCUUUAUAGAAUCAUACAGUUGUUUAGAUUGGAAAAGACCUUCAGAUCAUCGAGUCCAGCCGCUAACCUAGCACUCCCAAGAACCAUGCCUAUGUGUCUUUUAGAUACUUCCAGGGAUGGUGACUCAACUGUGUCCCUGGGCAGCCUGUUCCAAUGCUUGACCACCCUUUUGGUGAAGAAAUUUUUCCUCAUAUCCAAUCUUAACCUCCCCUGGCUCAACUUGAGGCUGUUGCUUCUCAUCCUAUUGCUUGUUACCUGGGAAAAGAGACUGACACCCUCCUUGCUACACCCUCCUUUCAGGUAGUUGUAGAGAGCGACAUGGUCUCCCCUGAACCUCCUCCAGGCUAAACAGCCCCAGUUCCCUCAGCUGCUCCUCACAGGACUUGUUUUCUCCUUAUCUUCUCUUUCUGUUUUGUCUUGUUCUUGUUUUUUCUCUGUGGUGACGGAUACUACUCAUUCACAGGAAUUAAUUUCCAGCUUGGAUUUUGUGGGGUCUAAAACCAGCUGGGCCAAGUGCAUCCCCAGCCAGAAGAUGGCUACAGAAGACCAUGGAGUUACACCAGGGACAACUCUGACCCACAAGACUUUGUUUUUGUAAACAUCCCUGCCUCACCAGGGUAACUAGCUCCCAGAGGGCUCUCGUACAAGUGGGGAUUUCUCCUUUUCUCAACCUGCCUCUCAGUGCUGUGCGGGAGCGCUGUACAGUUUCAAGGUGUGCUGCUGUCUCAUCUGUGAGGGGGAUCAGAGCUUCCCCCAAAUGGGAUGGAUCCCCAGAGGGAGACGCCCAAGAAAAACAACAUGGAGCAUCUAAUUGGUAAGCCUUACUUUGUGUGUCUGUGUGGGUUUUUUUCUCAGUAUUAGUAUAAAGGAGCAAAACUAACCAAGCAAAAAAAAAGUACAUUUGAUCCCAGGCAUUCACCAUGUCUCCCACAUAGGCUGGAGCUGAAAAUUCAGUAUGUGCCACUGUGAGUGAUGGAGCAAACUGCCUCAUACUGCCCUGCCAGCAUGUGUCAGCAUCUGCCUUCCAGCAAAAUAACCCCAGGGACUAAAAUGGCCAGUUCAGCUAUUGAUACACUUUUGUAUGUAGGGAUGGGAUGGAAAGGGAAAAAGAUGAGUUAGUUCAGGAAGGUAGAAGAAUUUUUCAGCUCCAAAAGGACACUUGAUGAGUUUGGACUUCUGUGAUGAACACCUGGUGCUCUCUUUUAAGCAAGGAAACUGAUGCCAAACCAAGUUGUUACGGGCAAUGUGUGCUGUUUUCACUGUUGUGUCUGGCUGUAAGUACGGAUGCUGUGGUGGGACAAGCAUAAUUCUAGGCAGGACUGAUCUGGGUGCUUGUCGAAAGCAGGGCGGUACAUAGUGGUUACAAGAAGCUGAGGCUACUCCGUCUCUUUGUUGCUGUAGGAGACUUAGGAGAUUUUUGCCUGCAGCACUUUAUGUUCACAGGGCGACUUGGACAGCAGCUUUUCAUUUGUUUUUCAAGUUUGAUACACACAUCAUGAUUUUGUGUAUCAAGUGUGUUCAUGAUGUACCAUCAUGAUGAGAGUAUUAAAAAAAUGCAAAGUGAAUCUUAUGAUUAUCCUGGAGCUUUUCCACAGCUGCUCGUUGAUGAGCUCUGACAUUUUGCAGUGCAUUACAGCUCGUGGUUUGCUCUGGACUGUAGACCCAAGUGAGUGAGGUUUUUUGGUGUUUACAACUAUUGUAAUCCAUAUAUGAGUGUGGCAAAACCAGGUCACUGAUAGUUUGGGUUGUGAGUGAUCCUUAUUCUUCACUACUUUUUUAGAGUCUUCCAUUUGUCACGUGGUAAAAUGGUUUGAAACUUCAGGGUAAUUUGAGAACAUUUGUGGUGUGUUUGGGGGAGCUAGGUCUGGAUUCACUAUUAAGAAGGCAAACUUUCAUAUCCUCCUUAUUGGAAUCUAUGUUUUUAGUUGGCAUGAGGAUCUCUAGGACAGUUCUCAUGGAGAAGGAUUCCAUUGUACUUUGUCGAGUUUUGGAUGUGUGCUUUUUGCCCAUAGUGGUGAUAGGUGUUAUCUUGACCCCCUACUUCUUCUCAGCUGCUUGAAUAUCAGUCUGCAAACUGUAGGCAUUUGUUCCCAGCCAUUCCCCCUGUCUGUGGAUUAUGUCAUUCCUGCCAGGUAUCUUCACAGUGGUUUCAGGUGGGUGAUGGUAGAUGAUGCUACAAUCCAAAAUUGCUUUUAAGGAGGUUCUUCAUAACCAUGUUUGGCACUGGAGAAAUAGAUCUGCAGACGUUUUUCUGUAAGCUAAUCGUUUAAAUGAAAUAGAGGGAGUGCAGAAUGUUGAGUUCUGCUGAAUACAAUAUCCCUUCAUGAUUGAUUUCCCCAAGUUUUGGAUGAAGAAUUAUGAAUGUUGCCCAUUCCAUGAGUUUCCUUGACCUCCCUCCACUGAUUAAAAGGCACUUGACUGCUGGUACAUCAUGUACCUGUUGUAGCCUGACUAGUUCAACCUGAAGUACACUGUGUGGCAAACAAGCAGCAGUGAAAGCGUUAAAGAUUUUCACAUUAAAGCAAAAGCCCUGUCUCCAUACACAUGGCCUUAAGGUCUUCCUGGUAAUUUACUCAGGGGAGCUCCUCCUACCAUUCCUACCACUGAUUGCAGAAUGGCUGAUGAUACCUCACAAAACAGCCAGGGGUUUCAAAUUACUGUUUUUUGGAAAGGGUCGGGAGGAAAGCUGGGCUCCCAGUGCACCAGUUCUGUGCUCAACUCUCAGGAAGGCUUGAAACUUGGCCUUCUUGGAUGCAAACAUAUUUAUGUGCAAGUAAUUAAACCUGCAGUGGGGACCUCAGAAUUAGGACGGGCAAGACUGCAAGCAGCAAAGGGCUUGGCUGGAACACCCAGGCUUGCAGUUUGCAUUGCCAGAGCUGCACGGAUGGAUGCUGGAGGGAGGAAGGAGCUGCAGGAGCGAUGUGUUGUGCCUCCUCCUCCAUGGUUGCUGGGUUUUUUUCUGACAAACCUGUCAGUCCUGCUCUGCUGGUCUGUUAACUUGUGUGUUACAGAUCAGGUAGCCUCAUGCUGUUUCGCUGUGGUGACAAGUUUUUUCUCACAAUGUAUAAAAUGAAUCAUUUUCUUUUCUAUUUAUCAGUUUCUGUCUGCAUAUGAAUUGAAUUUGAUGUCAGAAUUUCCCAGUGCAACCCUGUAACAUCCAAAUCAUGCUGCAUCUUUCCAUCAGGAUGGGGGACAUUCUUUAGAAGACCUCUGAGCCUUCAUCCGUCUCUCCUGCCUCUUCCUCUUGGGCUGGGAAACAGGGUGUGGUGUUCAGCUUCUUGUCUGCUGAUACUCAUGCCUGCAAAGAUUUUCUUCUGGCCCAAACCUGACAGUCGGGCAGCCCUUGGGGCCAGCCCAGCCCACAUCCCUGCAGCUUCUGCUUUUCUUGUGACUCUCCUGAGCCAGGGCAUUUCUACAUUUAGCAAAAUUCAGUUGACCUUGCAGCACUCCAUCCUGGUGGCACGACUGUCCUGUUCCACUCCUCACUCUCUUCUUUGAGGACCUCAGUGGCUCCAGCUGCUUUUCAAAGAGCAGCUGCUCCUUGGUCACCUUUUCCUUACAAAGAGACUCCCAAACUUCUAGUACUUGAACAACAACUCACCAUUGCCUUCCCUUCAGGCACUAAAAUGAUGAAAGUAUUUUGAUGUGUUUUUAUGAUAAUGAAAUAAUGAAAUUUCAUUAUCAUUACGUUCUGGGAUGAGACGAGCUGCAUCCAGUGAGAGAAUUGCUCAAAAUGCAGGGGCGUGCACUUUGACAAGCACUGGUUUUUAAGCUUAUGGUCCAGUGGAUGAACUGGUCCAUAAAUAUUCCUCAAAAUGUUCAUCUAAAGGCAGCAGGAGUUCCACUCAUUUUCAUUAUUAGCUGUUUCAUAUGAACUAAAUCUUUUGCCCCACUCAUGGCACACUGACAGAGAUUCAUAUCCAUGGAUACUCCACCCAAUGUUUUAUUUCUCCUUCACAGCCCUCAGCUUUGGCAAUGCUUUUCAUUUUUCCUCUUUCUUUCCUCUUGCAAAAUGUACUUUCUGACCCUUUUAACGUUUUGGGCAAAAGGGCAAUAUAGCUGGAUAUUUGCUUAGGUGUUUUUAUGACUUUCUAUGAGGGAUAGGAGGGAGGAAGAGGGAGUGAGUUUGCAGUCCCUCAUGAUUGCACUGGGCUAGAUCUACAUGCCUCAGAUAACUUUUCAAAAUUUGCAUUCAUUGCUCUUAUUCCUUAUUUUUGUUAUAGCUGACAGACGGGAAGGCAUUGGCGUCUGUGGCUGGAUCCUGGUUUCGCUUUCAUUCCUCCUGGUGCUUGUUACCUUUCCUAUUUCCAUCUGGACAUGUAUCAAGGUUAUCAGAGAAUAUGAACGUGCUGUUGUAUUUCGGCUGGGACGUAUACUGUCUAAGAAAGCAAAGGGACCAGGUAUGAUCCUCAUACUUCCGUGUACAGAUACGUUUAUCAAGGUUGAUCUUAGAAUGGUUACCUGUAACAUUCCUCCACAAGAGAUUCUCACGAAAGAUGCCGUUACUGCCCAGGUCGAUGGGGUGGUAUGCUACAGGAUCCACAGUGCUGUCAGCGCAGUCGCCAACGUCACUGAUGUCCACUCAGCUACCUUCCUCGUGGCACAGAGCACCCUGAGAGGUGUGUUGGGUACACAGAGCUUGGCUCAGCUCCUGGCAGGUCGUGAGGAGAUCGCGCACAGUAUUCAGGCUAUCCUCAACAGCGCUACGGAGCAGUGGGGAAUCAGAGUGGCCCGUGUGGAGAUCAAAGAUGUCAGGAUUCCUGUGGCCAUGCAGAGGGCAAUGGCAGCUGAAGCAGAGGCUGCUCGAGAGACAAGAGCUAAGGUCGUGGCAGCACAGGGCGAGAGGAAUGCUUCUGAAGCACUCAGGCAGGCCUCCGUGGUGCUGGCUGAGUCUCCAGCAGGUCUUCAGCUGCGCUACCUACAAACACUAACAACCUUGGCAGCAAAGAAUAAUUCCACCAUUGUCUUCCCUUUCCCUAUAAAUAUGCUUAAGAGUUCGGGGCAGAGAAGUAAGGAGGGAUAGAGACUGUUCUACACUAGCUCCUUGGGCAGAGACAUUUCCCAGGCUUCCUGGGAAGCAAGAGGUUCCGGAUUACCAGAAUUAAAGGAGAAGCAUGCUUGGGUCCUCUGUACCAAAAAUAAAAGUAAAAAUAGUUUAAUAAUCACACAUAGUUUCCACAUUUGGAGACUGCAUUUGCAAGGUUCAGGCACUAAGCAGUUUCAGUUUAGACUCAUCUCCAAGUUAAAUGGAAGAAAAUAUAUAAAAAUGGAAUAAAAUAUGUAAAAUGCAUGUUAGACUUAAAAUUAAAUUUUAAUGAUGCUUUCACCACAUUUUACAGUCUUGAGUGUAGCAAUUAUUUGGUGAUUUGUCUGCUAAGCAAGAACCUCUGAGCUCUUGAUGUAUGCAACACAGCAAAAGUGUCAGGUACUGGUAUUUAAUUUAAGUCCUGUGGAGCAGAAAGAAGAAUUUGGCCCCUAACCUUAGAGGUAUUCCUUAUAACUAUUAGCAGAAUUACUGGAUAAUUGGUAUAUCAGUGGAACAGCCUAUUCUUUACCUUAUAUGAGUAGAAAUCAGCGCUUGCUUUACUGACCUCAGCUGGAUUUUGCCAUAUAACUGACAUUUCUACAAGCUCUGUAACAAAAGGAGGAGAAUAUAUGUCCAGAUAUUACAGUCAUAUUUCCUAGAUCUGAAAGCUGGGGCAAUCCUCAAGGGAAAAAUUUUUUUCUAUAUUAAUCAAAGUAUCUGUCUUGCACCAUCAGGAAGUUUCUUAUCCUCCUUUGCAGAUGUCAUUAUGCGGCGGUGCAGGUCUUAUAUACAAUAAGCAUCUCCCUUCUUCUGAGGAAAGGCGGGGAGAGCUGGGCUUGCUUGAUCUAGAGGAGAGAAGACUGAGAGGGGGCCUUCUCAAUGCACACAAACAUCUUAAGGGUGAGUGUAGGAAGGAUGGGGCCAGGCUCUUUUCCGUGGUGCCCAGCAACAGGACAAGGGGCAAUGGGCACAAACUGCAACAUGGGAAGUGCCAUCUGAAUGUGAGGAAGAACUUCUUUACCUUGAGGAUGACAGAGCACUGGAAGAGACUGCCCAGAGAGGCUCUGGAGUUUCCUCUGGAGACAUUCAAAAUCCACCUGGAUGUGAUCCUGUGCAACCUGCUCUAGGAGAACCUGUUUUAGCAGGGGAUUGGACUAGAUGAUCUCCAGAGGUCCCUUCCAACCCUGACCAUUCUAGGAUUCUGUGAUUCUAUUUUCCAGCUGCCUGCUAUGAAUCUGAAGGCUCUCGUGGUGUAGCUGUUCUGGUAGGUGCUGCUGCUGUCUAGUGUCUUGUCCCCACAAGGCUCACUGCUCUCCCUCCUAUCCAGUACACAUUUGAUUCCAAAUUAAGCAGAUCAGGAUGGACCUAUUAAUUAUCAUAUUGUUGAUACAACCUCUUCUUAUUUUUACUGCAGUGUAACAUAAGCAGUCGAGGUGGCCAAUUUUUGUGCUCAGUAGCUGCUGGCAGGAAGACAAUGGUAUGGGCAUCUGAGGAUAGUGACCUGUUCAGCUUUUCGUUGUAGCUCGUCUGCUUCAGACAUGACGGCCAACUGGCAUUUCGCUGGCAAAUGAAAGAUGUAAAACCUGUAUUUGCAGGUGAUCUACUUAUCAGUGUUAUCAAAACGUUUUCUACAGACUUUUUCCUAUCCUAAGAAAAGAGAGGGUUUGAGUUUUAGGGUCAUGUUUCAUCAUCAACUUAGUUUACCAUUUGUGGAAGCCUUUCUAACCGUGACAGCAAACCCCCCUACCUUUCCCUGACAAAUAUUGCAUCUCCACUACAGAGCUGUUUGCAUACCUGCAGAAGCAGCAGCGCUUUAGAAAAAUGCAGCUACAGGUUGCGUCCGGUUUUUUGUUUUGGUUUGUUUUUAAGUAAUGCAAAGUAAUUAAACUCUAAAAAAAAGAAAAGCUUGAAAGACUUGUGAUUACAGGGUGCAGUUAAAAAGCACUUCUAUGUCCUGAGUGAGCUGUCAGCACUAACUAGCCUGUGCACGGCUCCUGGAUCAGGCACAGGACACAUCCAGUCCUGUUGUGGGCCAGUUCCUUUUCCAGCUUCAGAAGCACGUAUGGGAGUCCUGCUGUGGUACGAGUGGGAUCAUCUGUUCCCCUACCUGAGGACUCACAAUGAAAAUAAGAAAUUAACUGAUGUGCUGAAGCAUGAGUGUAUCUCUUUUCACUCAGCAGCAGUGUAAGACUGGCUGUACUCGCUAAUCUCAUGAAUGCCCAGUCUUGUUUCUGACCCAUGCAGACUUCUUGGCCUCUUUUUGUGUCCAGUGACAAUGACUGCAAGAAUUAAUCACCUCUGCAAGCCCAAUGAUUUUUCAUUUGA
Molecule: messenger RNA, 9670 nt
Organism: Falco peregrinus (peregrine falcon)
Lineage: Eukaryota; Metazoa; Chordata; Aves; Falconiformes; Falconidae
Gene: STOML3
Product: stomatin like 3
Exons: 6
Coding region: 6482-7342 (286 amino acids)
Cellular component (GO): plasma membrane
Source: RefSeq, a predicted model, not a curated record